Molecule: messenger RNA, 3773 nt
Organism: Leptinotarsa decemlineata (Colorado potato beetle)
Lineage: Eukaryota; Metazoa; Arthropoda; Insecta; Coleoptera; Chrysomelidae
Gene: eIF3a
Product: eukaryotic translation initiation factor 3 subunit a
Biological process (GO): formation of cytoplasmic translation initiation complex; translation reinitiation
Cellular component (GO): eukaryotic translation initiation factor 3 complex, eIF3e; eukaryotic translation initiation factor 3 complex, eIF3m; multi-eIF complex
Molecular function (GO): mRNA binding; translation initiation factor activity
Source: RefSeq, a predicted model, not a curated record
CGGCCACAGAAUAGAUUCCGGCAAUGGCAUUCGAUCAGCCGUCGGCCAUUUUAGACUUUUAAGUCGCAUAUGGGCUUAUCAGUUUUGCAAAUCUCGUAAAAGUCGAGGUAAUACUUAUAUUUAUAAUUUUUAAUGUGAAUCUGACGUUUCUAGCAACAAAGUCAAAAUGGCUAGGUACGGACAGAGACCGGAAAAUGCGCUCAAACGAGCUAAUGAAUUCAUCGAAGUUGGAAAGCCAGCUAGGGCUCUCGAUACCCUACAAGAAGUCUUUCGGAACAAGAAAUGGGCAUACAACUGGUCAGAAUCGGUCUUGGAACCGAUCAUGUUCAAGUACUUGGAACUCUGUGUGGACCUAAGGAAGUCCCACAUUGCCAAAGAGGGGCUCUUCCAAUACCGGAACAUGUUCCAGUCGGUCAAUGUUGGUUCCUUGGAGAAUGUAAUAAGGGGAUACCUGAGAAUGGCUGAGGAGAGAACAGAAAACGCUAGGGAACAGUCGGCACAAGCUGUCAUCGACAUCGAUGAUCUCGACAACUUAGCAACUCCAGAAAGUAUUCUGUUGAGUGCUGUUUCUGGAGAGGAUGCUCAGGAUCGCUCAGACCGUACAAUUCUAACUCCAUGGGUCAAAUUCCUAUGGGAAUCUUAUUGUCAGUGUUUAGAACUGCUCAGAACCAACGCUCACGUCGAAAAUCUCUACCACGACAUUGCCAGAAUGGCUUUCCAGUUCUGUCUUAAAUACAACAGGAAAACUGAGUUUAGGAAAUUGUGCGACAAACUUCGUAAGCAUCUGGAGGACAUUUGCAAAUUGCCUACGCAGACAGCAAACGUUUCCAUGAGUAAACCUGAAACACAGCAGCUGAAUCUUGAAACGAGGCUUAAUCAGCUGGAUUUCGCUAUUCAAAUGGAAUUGUGGCAGGAAGCUUAUAAGGCUAUUGAGGAUAUCCACAGCUUGAUGAAUCUUUCGAAGAAGUCCCCAGUCCCGAAAACCAUGGCGAACUAUUACCAAAAACUGGCCAUGGUUUUCUGGAAAGCUGGAAACUACUUGUUCCAUGCCGCUGCUUUAUUUAAACUGUUCCAGUUGUCCAAGGAAAUGAAAAAGAACAUUACCGCAGAGGAACUCCAAAGAAUGGCAUGUCGAGUGUUGAUAGCUACUCUUGCUAUUCCCCUUCCUUCUGCUCAUCCAGAAUUAUUCAUCGAAACUGAUAAGUCUCCUUUGGAAAAAGCGCAGCGUUUAGCCGUUCUUCUCGGCUUAUUCCAGCCUCCCACUAGGGCAAGUCUUCUCAAGGAUCUGGUACGUGUCAACGUUGUGAACUUAGCCAGCCCGCAGCUCCAGGACCUCUACAAUUGGCUCGAAGUAGAGUUCCACCCUCUACUGUUGUGCAAGCGUGUGCACGAUGUGAUAAACUCUCUUGAGGCAGAAGAAAACUCGGCCCUGCAGCAGUACAUUGGCGCCCUGCAAGACGUCACGCUGGUCCGUCUCGUCAGGCAGAUCGCGCAGGUGUACCAGACCAUUGAGUUUGCCAGACUUCUGGAUAUCGCGAAGUUCACGACGCCUUUCCAUCUGGAGCGCUUGCUCGUAGAUUGCGUCCGGCACAAUGACAUGCAGAUUCGGAUUGAUCACGGUAAGAGGUGCAUCCACUUUGGUAUGGAUUUGAGCGAGAGUCAACGGGAGGAUAAGCCGGAAGGGCCGACACUGCAAGUCAUGCCUAGCGAGCAGGUUCGGAAUCAGUUGGUAAACAUGUCAACUGUGCUGAAUCAGGCUAUACAAGUCAUCAAUCCGAAUAGAAAGAAGCUUGAGAGGGAGAAAUUGAGGGCCGCAAUGGUCCAGAACUACCACGAGACGAAGGUGAGAGAGCACCAGAAGAUCCUCCAGAGACACAAGAUCAUCGAGGACAGGAAAGAGUACAUAGAGAGGUUGAAUACAGUGCGGGAAGAAGAGGAACAGAAGAGGUUGGAGGAAGUUCAGAGGCAGCACGUGCUUGCUGAGCAUAAACGGUUGGAGCAGGAGCGAGAGGAAAGGGAGAGAAAGAGGGCUCUGAACGAAAUCCAGCAGAUCAAGGACAGGCACCUGAAGGAGAAGCUACAGCAGAUCAGCCAGACGGGACAUGGACAAAAGAUCUUGAAGAAACUGGACGAGGAUGACAUCAAGAAACUAGACGCUGAUCAAAUAGCGGCCAAGGAAGCGGAAGAGCUUCAGAAAGAGCGCCGCGAGCUCCAAGCGAAACUGAAGUCUCAAGAGAAGAAGGUCGACUAUUUCGAGCGAGCUAAACGUCUCGAGGAGAUCCCUCUCCUGCAGGCGAGCCAGAAAGAGCGCCAGCUGCAGGACCAGAACUUCUGGGAACUGCAAGAGAAGGAGCGCAUCGCGGCUGCAGUCGAAGAACGCAAACUCGCCGUCGCUACACGUGACCGCCUCGUCCGGAUGAAGCCCGACAAGGACGAGUUCCUCGCGAAGCUCAAGAAGGAACGCAAUAUUGUGUUCGAGGACAAGCUUAGAGAAUUCGAAGAGGCGCUCGCCGCCGAGAAGAAGAGGCGUCUGCUCGAGCGUCGCGCUGCUCGCAAAGAGGAACGCCGCGCCAAGUACCUCAAGCAAAAGGAGGAGGAAGCGGAGCGCAAGGCGGCCGAGCAGCGACAGCGAGAGGAGGAGGAGCGCCUGCGGCUUGAGGAGGAGGCACGCCGCGAGCGCGAGGAGAAAGAGCGGAUACAGCGGGAGGAAGCUGAGCGUAAGGAGAAGGAGCGCAAGGAGAUGCUCGACAGGGCAGCGGCUCUGCAGAGGGCCAAAGAGGAAGAUAUCGAACGCAAGAUGGAGGAGGAAAGGGAGAGGGCAAGAGAGAGGUCAAAAGAUACCUGGAGAGACAAGGAUGCCGGUACGAAAACAGAAUCAGGACCCUGGCGGAGAGGAAUGGACCGAGGCGGAGGAGCCAGCGAGGAACCCAAGAGAACGGAAGCUUGGAAACCUUCUCGUUCUCGCGCGGACGACCAAUCUAGAGGCGCCACAGAUAGCUGGAGAGGGGGCGAAGAUAAAAAAGAUGAUCGCCCAAUCAGAAGGACCUUCGAUAGAGACACCAGGGAUAGGUAUGGAGACAGUCGCUUCUCGCGAGAUGGCAGGACCGGUCGAGACGAUAGGGGUGGGAGAGAUGAUGGUUUGCGGCGCAAUGACGACAAUAACUUCCGUCGUGCUGAUGAUAGGGACCGCAGGGGGGAUGAUAGGGAUCGUAGAGGCGAUGAUAGGGAUCGGAGAGGGGAUGAUAGGGAUCGUAGAGGCGAUGAUAGGGAUCGCAGAGGGGAUGAUAGGGAUCGUAGAGGCGAUGACAGAGAUCGAAGAGGAGGCGAUGAUGGUGGUAGCUCUUGGCGUAGUGCAAGGAAGAUGGACGACGAACCGCCAAGUCGUAGACCGCCGCCUUCUAGAACAGCUCCUUCAGAUAAUGUAUGGAGAUCCAAUAGAGACAGAGACACAGACCGUAAAGAUGAACCGCGGAGAGGAGCGCCUGCACCCGCUAAAGAAAGACCUGUUCGUGAACCAGCUCCGCCGCAGCAGGAAGGAGAAGAUGGCUGGUCUCAAGUUUCCGGAAGACGUCGUUAAACUUUGCUAUAUCGCUUUCGUGACGCAACUCGGCCAACAUUUAAGUAAUAUGCUGUUUAUUUGCAGGUUUUUAUGGAAAAUGGUAGUAGUUGAUUCAUUGUUUGCAUGUUCAAGCAGAACCAGCUUUGUUAUGUAUAUUGAGGCAGAGAAUGGUAUAUAAUCUUUAUUUUUAACCAAUAAAACUCAUAUAUAGUGG